UGGAAGCUUAUGCUCACCUAAUGACACACCAGCCUUGAACAUACCUACAGAAAUGGCCUCCACCUCCAGGCAGCUGCAGGUUACUCUCUUCUUGGUGGCAGCUCUGCUCUUCCUCGUCUGCACGAGGAGCCAAGCCGCAAGGCCCGAACCGGGAUCGAGUGACCACAUGCCACAGCGCGCAGUAUCCACUUCUCUCCAUGAGAAGAUCGGCUCGGGGCUCGGGGUAAAAAUGGAUCAACAAGAGGAGCCGCAGGCCAUGACAGAAUGCGAGGGAGGAGAAGAUGUGGGCGAGUGCCUGAUGAGGAGGACCUUGGUUGCUCACACCGACUACAUCUACACCCAAGGGAAGCACAACUAGUGUGCUGGUUCAUGUCGAACAAGAAGUUGAAAGAAAAUAGAUGCAUUGUUCAUGAUCCAGCCUGUUCCUUAGUCCUGUCACCUGUGGGUUAUUUUCAUACCUAUUAAGUUAUGUGCGGUUUUCCAUUCGCUUCUCUUGUGCUCAUGUAUCUGUACUGGAUUUAUACCCAUCAUCUUGACUUGAGA
Messenger RNA from Phragmites australis (common reed), 543 nucleotides. RefSeq names its product phytosulfokines 4. Gene Ontology annotation, molecular function: growth factor activity. Gene Ontology annotation, biological process: cell population proliferation. The transcript is spliced from 2 exons. The coding region runs from base 53 to 358 and encodes 101 amino acids. NCBI's taxonomy places the organism in Eukaryota, Viridiplantae, Streptophyta, Magnoliopsida, Poales, Poaceae. Gene Ontology annotation, cellular component: extracellular region. The record is from RefSeq and is a predicted model, not a curated record.